Messenger RNA from Mycetomoellerius zeteki, 1056 nucleotides. Its product is annotated as odorant receptor 13a-like. Gene Ontology annotation, cellular component: plasma membrane. The transcript is spliced from 5 exons. Gene Ontology annotation, molecular function: odorant binding; olfactory receptor activity. NCBI's taxonomy places the organism in Eukaryota, Metazoa, Arthropoda, Insecta, Hymenoptera, Formicidae. The record is from RefSeq and is a predicted model, not a curated record. Gene Ontology annotation, biological process: detection of chemical stimulus involved in sensory perception of smell; sensory perception of smell. The coding region runs from base 1 to 1056 and encodes 351 amino acids.
AUGUAUGGACUAAUUGCUAUUCUGAAUGAAUACAAGCAUGUCAAUAUAACAAAGGAUACCAUGCUAGAGUAUCCAGUACCAUCGAAAUGCUUUAUGAAGUUCUUAAAUGCUCCAGUAAGCAUGCAUAAAAUCUUUUGCCUCGUCGAAGUUAUUGCAUUAAUACUAGCGAGUACUACUAAUCAUGGUAACGACGCUUUGUUUCUGAAUGCUACAUUGCACAUUUGCGGUCAAAUGAAAAUUCUGAGAGCCAAUUUCCUUGAUUUUGAUGUCAAAGAGCCGCAUAUCUACGAUCGUUUCAACGUACUAAUUGAAAGGCAUAAAUACUUAAUAAAACUGGCCAGAGAACUUGCCGAAAUGAUUAGUUUCGUUUUGCUGAUAGAAUUAUUUAUUAUCAGUAUUCUUUUGUGCAUAAUGGGAUUUCAACUUAUUUUACAACUAGGUGAAAACAACGUUGUUUUAAUUACAAAAAAUAUAAUGGUACAAAGUACUUUUAUAACACAGUUAACUUUAUAUAGUGUUAUUGGCGAUUAUUUAAAAUCCGAAAUGGAGGAAAUAGGGCUUUCUAUUUAUCAAAGCAGUUGGUACAAUUUUCCUGCAAAGCUAACGAGACAUAUGAUAUUCAUUAUUAUGUGUUCAGAUUCUCCAGUCACCUUGCAAGCUGGAAAUUUUAUCGUGGUAAAUUUGACAACUUACGUAAGCAUCCUAAAAUCAUCUCUUUCGUAUUUAUCUGUACUUCGUGUAAUGAAAAAAUGUAUUGAUACUGUUACGUCCAAGCCCUUGGAAAUUAGAUAUCGAAUGGGAGAGACAAGGAUGGAGAUGGAGAAGAUAUGGAAGGACGUGCAGACUUUAUCUCACAGGAGGUUGUCCGGCUAUGGCAGCUCGGAUUUCCUCGAGAUCGAAAUAGUCAGGGCCGAUGGUGUAGGUGCCCUGCGGGAGAGGAUCGGUGGUGCGAUCGAAACGGUUAAUCACCGAGUCGAAGGUAUCAUCAGGAUAAAUAGAAAAUCAGUUGCGCAGAGGAGGAGGAGGUGGAAAUUCUUCGAGAAUUUCCACGCUUGA